AUGAAAAGAUUUUGUGGGCCAUCUGUUGUUUAUUUUAAUUCUUGUUGUCACAUAAGACCACACAAACUUCAAGCACGGUAUAGCACCACUGUGGGAUUUUCAAAGUUAAGAAACAUAGCUCCAGCUAUAUUUAAUAUUCGUAAAUUAGGGUUAGGACCUACUUCAAAAGAUUUUGAGGAGCCGACCCAAAUUUCAGGUCCACUAACAAAAGUACACGCUACUGAACUUGUCUUGCAUUUAAAUGACGAGGAAAGGAAGAUAUUGCUUAAUGCCUUACAAGAAUACGAAUCUAAUCGUAUCAAGGAAGAUUUCGAAGAUAAACUGGCUGCUCAGAGAUGGAGAACUAAGCUAGGCAGACCUAGUAAGGUGCCAACAUUAGGAGAUGUUGAUCCUACGGGAACUUAUUGUCCAGUACCUGAGGACUGGCUUAAGAAAAAAUAUGCUGCUACAGUGCCAAAACCAACUACUAAGGAGCUGUUUCAUUUAUCCUUAGCAAAUUCUGUGCCAUUUAUUGGCUUUGGGUUUCUGGAUAAUUUCAUCAUGAUAAUUGCCGGCGACAGCAUAGAAAGCAGCAUGAGCGCAUACAUCACGCUGUCGACAAUGGCAGCGGCUGCGCUGGGCAACACGUUCAGCGACGUGAUUGGCAUCGGCUCCUCGUACUACGUGGAGCGAGCGGCUUCACUGGUCGGUCUCGGAGCUCCCGCGCUCUCGCCGGUGCAGCUCGACAUGCCCAUCAGCAGGCGCUUCGCCAACGUGGGCCGAGUACUUGGUAUCACGCUGGGCUGCUUCCUUGGCAUGACGCCCCUCCUGUUCAAGGACGACGAAAAGAAAUCAGACCCCAAAGAUAAGUAA
This is a messenger RNA of Parnassius apollo (apollo), 852 nucleotides long. NCBI's taxonomy places the organism in Eukaryota, Metazoa, Arthropoda, Insecta, Lepidoptera, Papilionidae. The record is from the annotation of a GenBank genome assembly.